AUGCGGCGGUCAUGUCUGGGGUGGGGGCGCCCACGCCAGGCUGCCUCUCCAGCUCUUCAUCUUUAUGAUGCCUUUCGUUUCGGGCACCGUGGGUACCGGCAGCUGCUCACUGACCGCAGCUUCGAUGGCGCGGUAACGGCACUGGGUUCACUCGUGUCGAAUGCGCAGGCCAUGGAGGCCUGGGCACGGGAGCGACGCACCAACAGAGAAGUUGACCUGCGCCACGAAAUGCUGACUCUCCUCCGACGCUUGGAGCUGGACGUGCCGGGCACCAAGGGCAAGGGUUCCACGUGCGCAUUUGCCGAGAGCAUUCUGCGGCGUGGCUACGGCCUUCGUACGGGCCUCUUCACCUCUCCUCACCUCGUCGACGUUCGGUAUGAUCACAACCUCAUGCUGUCCAUAUUCAGUGGCGCUGCUGCUUACACGGUGACGAACACGCCCAGAGAAAGAAUCAGACUUGAUGGGAAGCCGCUGGAGCGGGACGUGUUUGCCAGGUACUUCUGGGACACGUGGGACAGGCUCCACGCCACUACUCAGGGCAAUGAAACGCCAGAGAUGCCAGCAUACUUCCGCUUCUUGACGCUCAUGUCCCUUAACGUGUUCAUCAGAGAAGAGGUGUUGGGUGACACCCUCACCGAGAUCGCCUACGAAAAGGCCGGGAUAUUUAAGACUGGAGUGUCUGCCUACACUGUGCCCCAGACCGACGAAGCGAUGCAAAGUCUCGUCAAACAGGCCGCAAUCAAGAAGGUAGAUCUCAGUGUAGUUCCUCCCAUCGAAGCGUGGGGCAAGCACUGCACGCUCGGCCUCCUCGGCGAGUUUCAGAAGAACAACGCAUCCCUCGCCGUUGCCCUGUGCAGGCAGUGGUUGCGAAACAACGCGGAGCGACUACCCCCGCACAUCGACCGCCAAGAACUCGCCCCCUUCCUGCGAAGCACUGGGCCGUCGUCUGAGCUGCCCGCCGGCUUCGCGAAGGGACUCCGAGAAUGCCGCUGGCCGGGCCGAGCCCAGCUGCUCCGACUCCCCACCGGCCCUGGCGACGCCGAAGAGAACUCCCACAACCGCGGGGAAGACGAGCUGUGGCUGCACCUGGACGGAGCGCACACCGAGGAGAGCAUGGAGGCCUGCGCCCGCUGGUUUAUCGACUCGUCCUCCCGAGACCAGGACGACGCCGACAGCAGCAGCGACGCGCAGGAGCGGCGGGUGCUCAUCUUCAACUGCCACCAGAAUCGAUCGGCCUCGAAGCUGUUGGCCAGGCUGGUCGACACCAUGUCGGGCAGCGCGGGGCCGGGUCGGGGAGUGCCCUUCGACGCGGUGAUCUUCAGCACGUUUGCCACCCGGCCUGGCUCUGACGCUGGCGGGAGUGGUGGUCGCCCAGUGGUCGGUGAGGCCCCCGACAAGGACGGCCGUUCGUGGCAGCAGACGCAAGCCGACGCCUGGAAGAGCCUGAACCGAACCGACCAAGGCCCGGCAGCAGAGGUGACCGUGGCCGAUUCCAUCCCUGCUGCUCUCGAUUCCGUCGUGGGUCUCCACAAGCGGUGGUGGCACCACGAUCGCUGCGCUAGUGGUGGGCAGAGGGGGAAGACACGGGUGUUGGUGACGGGAUCGCUGUAUCUGGUGGGCGGCGUGCUGGAGGUGCUCCUCCGCCGCAACGCUCUCCCCGCCUCUGCCCUCCACCUCUAA
Molecule: messenger RNA, 1680 nt
Organism: Acanthamoeba castellanii str. Neff
Lineage: Eukaryota; Discosea; Longamoebia; Acanthamoebidae
Product: bifunctional protein FolC subfamily protein
Exons: 8
Coding region: 1-1680 (559 amino acids)
Biological process (GO): tetrahydrofolylpolyglutamate biosynthetic process
Cellular component (GO): mitochondrion; cytosol; cytoplasm
Molecular function (GO): ATP binding; tetrahydrofolylpolyglutamate synthase activity
Source: RefSeq, a predicted model, not a curated record